CAAAUCUCGGAAGUCUCAAUCUGCUGCAGGGGGCUGCGCACCAACCCAUUUAUGAGGCAGGGCUGAUCAUGUCUAGCUCGAAUACGUCAUCAUGAUUGUUUGAUUUCUCGAAUGGCUCUAGUAGAUCUUAUAUGAGAUUAGACCGAGUAUAGCAACAAUCCGAGUCUCCUCCAUAGUUCAUCUCAGAGGCUGCAAGAGUUUAACGAUACUUGGGCAACCUUGCAUGCGAGCAUCAAGUUGUUGCGGCCCGCCCAGGGACGGUUUUCCUGAUCCGACGCCUACAAUCAUCGCUUUUGAAUGCGCACAAGAGUCAGCAAACCCUAUACAUGCUGACUCCCACCACAUCCUCUCAUCCAUUUCUGUUGAUUUGAGGGAGACUCUUUUGUGGGAAAAUCCGAGUCACCAAGAUGCUGCCAACAAGUUUGCCACCGCUGAACAAAGGUGGUCAUGCAACACACUCCAAAAGAUGCUUGUCCGGCUUGCCAGCUUGCCAAGUGGAUAUCGAUCCGGCCAAGCUUGCCCUAUCCUUUUACUGCCUAGGCUCCCUGGAUGUUUCAGGUGAACUCGAGAAGAAGACUAAAGAUUGGGAAAGAGAACAAUGGAGGGAAUGGAUAUGGAAUCAACAGACUAGCGGACAUUAUGGAACCGGCUUCCGAGCAAGCACUUAUAUGACUGCAAAACACUUGACAGAAGAACAAUCGGGCUAUGAUAACCCCCAGAUUAUCAUGACUUAUACAGCCCUUCUCUCGCUGGCCAUAUUGCGUGACAACUUUUCACGUCUUGACAGAAAGGGCCUCUUGAAGUUCCUCAGAUCCUGUCAAAACGUUGAUGGAAGUUUUUCUUCUGAGCCUUUAGGAGGUGACUCUGAUCUACGCACGACGUUCUGUGCUUUCGCCAUAAGCACCAUGCUUGACGAUUGGUCAGGUAUGGAUGUAGCAAGUGCUCUGCAAUUCAUCUGUUCGUGCCGAACAUAUGAAGGAGGCUAUGGGCAAUCACCGUUUGGGGAGGCUCUAGGUGGCACUACGUAUUGUGCACUGGCAGCACUCCGAUUAGCUACUAUACAACUAGAUCCUCUUGAUCGAGAUAAAACCAUUCGGUGGCUUGUACAAAACCAAGCAUCUAAUGGCGGAUUUCGUGGAAGGACUAACAAGCAAGCCGAUGCAUGCUAUUGUUUUUGGUGCGGCGCAUCGCUGCAUAUGUUAGAUGCAGGCGAUUUGAUUGACAAAGUAGAAAUGGCAUCCUUUAUAGCUUCCUGCCAAUUCAAGUACGGCGGGAUUGCAAAGAUUCCAGGCGAGCACCCUGCAAACACCGUCCUAGAUCCCUAUCACACAUACCUCUCACUGGCAGCGGUGGCGUUACUACCGUCCAAUUUAUCAGGAGGAGAAUUAUGGGCACUUCAUCCUCUAGAUCCUCUAUUGAACGCAACAUACCAGACGUCCUCGUGGGCUAGAGCUCAUAUUCCAGCACCUAAAGUUGACGAUGACGAUGCUUUGGGUGAUGCAGGCAUAUAA
Suillus bovinus is the source of this 1511-nucleotide messenger RNA. Its product is annotated as terpenoid cyclases/protein prenyltransferase alpha-alpha toroid. The record is from RefSeq and is a predicted model, not a curated record. Gene Ontology annotation, molecular function: CAAX-protein geranylgeranyltransferase activity. The coding region runs from base 408 to 1511 and encodes 367 amino acids. Gene Ontology annotation, biological process: protein geranylgeranylation. NCBI's taxonomy places the organism in Eukaryota, Fungi, Basidiomycota, Agaricomycetes, Boletales, Suillaceae. The transcript has 9 exons. Gene Ontology annotation, cellular component: CAAX-protein geranylgeranyltransferase complex.